Hyaena hyaena (striped hyena) is the source of this 3364-nucleotide messenger RNA. It is a transcript of the gene RIC8A, whose product is annotated as RIC8 guanine nucleotide exchange factor A. Gene Ontology annotation, molecular function: G-protein alpha-subunit binding; guanyl-nucleotide exchange factor activity. The coding region runs from base 583 to 2760 and encodes 725 amino acids. Gene Ontology annotation, cellular component: cytoplasm; plasma membrane. Gene Ontology annotation, biological process: G protein-coupled receptor signaling pathway. The transcript has 11 exons. The record is from RefSeq and is a predicted model, not a curated record. NCBI's taxonomy places the organism in Eukaryota, Metazoa, Chordata, Mammalia, Carnivora, Hyaenidae.
CUUUCCCCGGCCAAUUACUGUGUUGACAGACACUUCUACCUGCCCACCGCGCAGAAGGCGGGGUCAGGUGCUCCGUAGGAGACUCUCCCAGGCCCUUCCUUUAUCAGGCGAGAGAGGCGGUAACGGGUCUCGACAGGCAUCCACCCCCGCCAGGCUGCGGUGCGAAUCCCGGCCCCGGGUACUGCUGGUGCGGCAAAGUGGAGGUCGGGGCCUGGGACGAGCAAUCGCUGCAGAAGUCCUCCUGACAACACACUGAAACGAGAACUUCUACCAUCUCUGCUUUUCAAAAGAGGAAGCUGCGCCGAGGCUGUGUCUGCGCUACAUACCCAGGAAGUUGAUGCCGAAGAUAAGCCUUUGCCUUCAUCCUGACCCCUCCCCACUCUCCCCUUUGUUUAAGACUCAAGGAUGUCUGUCUCUCUCUCCCAACACGGCCAUUCCCAUCUUGGCACUGGCUGCUUUUGGUUUUGCAUGACCUUCCCCCAGAUUACUUCUUAUCGUCCAGGCCCCAAAAGUGGUAUUUCGUCAGAUCCCUUUGCAUCCCACCAGGCUCUCCGUCUUUUUUCGUAAAUCACAGGACUAUGGAUGCCUAUCGGCGUCUUAUUUGUCCGUUUUUCCUUAUGUUCACUUUUGGAACACAACCUUUACGAAAGCAGGGACCUCGCAUACAGUAGGCAAAGUCCUUUCCACCUGGACUUUCCCCUCGACUUCCACUCGUUCUGUCCAUCACGAGGGGCGUGGGUGGGAGGGUUGCUGGUGCGGGCUGAGGUCCUCGCCUGCUGGAAAUUCCAGCCCAAGAAGCAGGGAGCCCUGUUAGGAUCAGAGGCAACUCGGCCCCAAAGGCGGACGAUCACCAGGAAGAUCUUUAAAACCCCAGCUAACCCCGGGCAAAAUCUUCAAGUUCCAGUCAGCUGGUCCGCGUCUCGCCUCCUUGAGCCCGCAGCCCUGACACACCCCAGAGCGGCAGCGCCGCCCAUCCCAGCCUCGCCCCACAGCUCCGCGCGUACCCGUCCCAGAGUCCCCCGCGCGCGUCCCAGGCCCCGCCCUGCGGCGCCGCGCACGCCGGUCCCGGCAUUCCCCGCGCGCCUAGUUAGGGCGGAGCGAGCGGGCUCCUCUCGGAGUCCGAAAGCCAAGCGUCUGUCACCAGCCCCCCCGCGGUAUCCUGGGGGUGCCAUGGAGCCCCGGGUGGUGGCGGAUGCUGUGGAGACAGGAGAGGAGGAUGUGAUUAUGGAGGCUCUGCGCACGUACAACCGGGAGAACUCCCAGAGUUUCACGUUUGAUGAUGCCCAACAGGAGGACCGGAAGAGACUGGCGGAGCUGCUGGUCUCGGUCCUGGAGCGGGGCUUGCCACCCUCCCGCCGCGUCACUUGGCUGCAGAGCAUCCGCAUCCUGACCAGGGACCGCAGCUGCCUAGAUCCUUUCACCAGCCGCCAGAGCCUGCAGGCACUUGCCUUCUAUGCUGGCAUCGCCUUGGAGGGGUCCGUCCCUGAGCCUCUGGACAUGGACGUUGUACUCGAGUCCCUUAAGUGCCUGUGCAACCUCGUGCUCAGCAGCCCGGUGGCACAGGCGCUGGCCGCAGAAGCCCGCCUAGUGGUGAGGCUCGCAGAGCGCGUGGGGCUGUAUCACAAGAGCAGCUUCCCACACGAAGUCCAGUUCUUUGAUUUGCGCCUCCUCUUCCUGCUAACGGCUCUUCGCACUGAUGCCCGCCAGCAGCUGUUUCAGGAGUUGCAGGGGGUGCGCCUGCUGACUGAUGCCCUGGAGCUGACACUGGGAAUGACCCCUGAUAUGGGCCCUCCUGAGCUCCUUCCUCCUCAGGAGACUGAGCGGGCCAUGGAGAUCCUCAAAGUGCUCUUCAACAUCACCUUUGACUCCAUCAAGAGAGAGGUGGAUGAGGAAGAUGCUGCCCUUUAUCGGCACCUGGGGACCAUUCUGCGGCAUUGUGUGAUGGUCGCUGCUGCUGGAGACCGCACAGAGGAGUUCCACGGCCACACAGUGAAUCUCUUGGGAAAUUUGCCCCUUAAGUGUCUGGAUGUCCUUCUUACCCUGGAGCCACAUGAAGGUUCCCUGGAGUUCCUGGGAGCAAACAUGGAUGUGAUUCGUGUCCUCCUCAGCUUCCUGGAAAAGCGUCUGCACCAGACACACAGGCUGAAAGAGAGCGUGGCCCCCGUGCUGAGCGUGCUGACGGAGUGUGCCCGCAUGCACCGCCCUGCAAGGAAGUUCCUGAAGGCCCAGGUGCUGCCCCCGCUGCGGGACGUAAGGACCCGGCCUGAAGUUGGGGACCUGUUGCGGAACAAGCUCGUUCGCCUCAUGACACACCUGGAUACUGACGUGAAGAGAGUGGCAGCUGAGUUCCUGUUUGUCUUGUGCUCCGAGAGUGUGCCCCGAUUCAUCAAGUACACGGGCUACGGAAAUGCUGCGGGCCUCCUGGCUGCCAGGGGCCUCAUGGCGGGGGGCCGGCCUGAGGGCCAGUAUUCAGAGGACGAGGACACGGACACAGAGGAAUACAAGGAAGCCAAGGCCAGCAUAAACCCAGUGACCGGGAGGGUGGAGGAAGAGCCGCCCAACCCCAUGGAGGGCAUGACAGAGGAGCAGAAGGAACACGAGGCCAUGAAGCUGGUGAACAUGUUUGACAAGCUCUCCAGGCACAGAGUCAUCCAGCCUAUGGGGAUGAGUCCCCGGGGUCAGCUUACAUCCCUGCAGGAUGCCAUUUGUGAGACCAUGGAAGGGCAGCUCUCCUCGGAACCCGACUCAGACCCCGACUGAGGACACCCACUCUUCUGUUCACCCUUCAGAACUGGUGCUGCUGCCAGAGAUGGCCUUGAGACCGUGACCCGAGGAAGCCAUGCUUGGAGACCCUUUUCUCUUUACUUCCAAAGUUCUGUAAAUGGUUUGUCUCUGGUCCAAUUUCUUAUCUUUAGGACUUUGAGGGCCUGUCCUGCUGCAGCUCUGGGAACUCAACCUUGAUCUCCACAGAUGAGGUGGUCUUGUGUGCCAAGAGGAUGUGUGCGGAGGCUGCUGCCUGGGGGCAGGGGCCGAGCAUGGGCACAUGUACACGCAGUCAUGUCCAGGGCUGGCAUACUGACCCAGAGCUUCUGUGUCAGGCAAGCGCUGCAGUUCCCAGGAAAAGAAAUUGCUAGGACCAUGUAUACUAAUGUCAGAAACAUACUUUCAAGGUAUGCUCUGCUGUUUCUGUCCCCACUGAGCUCAGGACUGGUAGUCUCCUCCUAUGCAUUCUUGGUCGUCUGUCAGCACUCUGCUGUAGUAUCCACAGCACCCAAGCUCUCACUGGUUGUGACAGUGGAAUCCUGGCCUUCCCACUGGCGUAGACAAUAAAUAAUGAAGGAAAAUGCACCUCGUAAAACCAUAA